AUGCCUCAUAAAUCAGUUAGAAGAACUCUAGGUAUUGAACCACCAGACCUCUACAGAGAACACUGGCAUCCGGAUCGCAAGAACAUUGAGCGCGAGAAAUGCAAAGUGUUCCGCAAAGAGCAGAAACUCCUGAUCUGCGAGCUUCAGGACGAUCUGCCGUCCUCGUCGUCUUAUACAACAACCACCUUGUCGUCCUCCUCUCCUAGAAAAUGGUCCUCUUUCUCUCCCAUCCGGCGGUUGUUCAAGAGGAGCAAACGCCACCGCAGAAGCCAAGCCACAUCCCAAGGGGACCGCUCCCGAUCCAAUAUGACUCCGCGGUACAAAAUUGUCGGCAAGAUCUACCCGUCAGACAAGUCGACUGGAGUCUUCAAAAGCGUGCCCGCUGGCUUCGUCCUCAUAGACAAGACUGGACGAUCAAGGGUGCCUUGCCAAAAUCUGGACAAACGCCUUCGACCGCUGUCGGAACUGAAAAGGGCCUAUCAUGGCGGUCGCCAGAGCUCGCAAACCGCGGCUGCUCCACGUCUCCGGCGAGUCGGCCACCCGAUUCCCGCGGUCAGCGUCGCUUCGUUCUCCUUGAGCGCCGCGUCAGAUGUAAUUGCGAGGAGUCAUUCCAUCCGCGUCACCGUCUUCGAGUCUUCUACAAGCUAG
Molecule: messenger RNA, 648 nt
Organism: Fonsecaea monophora
Lineage: Eukaryota; Fungi; Ascomycota; Eurotiomycetes; Chaetothyriales; Herpotrichiellaceae
Exons: 2
Coding region: 1-648 (215 amino acids)
Source: RefSeq, a predicted model, not a curated record